Symbiodinium sp. CCMP2592 is the source of this 1434-nucleotide messenger RNA. Lineage: Eukaryota; Dinophyceae; Suessiales; Symbiodiniaceae. The record is from the annotation of a GenBank genome assembly.
AUGGCAGGUGAGACGAUCAUGAGUGACGGCAUGGUUCCAGUGAAUGCAACCCAGUCGCUGUCAGACUUGUCCAGCGACCCGCAACUGCAGGAGUAUCUCGCAAGGGUUCGGCGAAGGUUGCAACAGCAUGAUGAAACAACGUACGGGCUCCUGCGAAACGAACUUCGGAACAAGCCCACGUGGGUGCAGGAUGUGAUCCUUGGACUGCUGGCACAUGAAACGAGUUCUUCCUUUUACCGUAUCUCAAAGAAUGUUCAGAAGUUCAAGCAGUGCUUGGAGAAGUACGCGACUAUGAUGCAUUCGGAGGCAGCCACGCAGGCGCGGAGCCUCGUUCGGGAAUUGAGGACGGCAGACCUCGCGGCGUUGCACCGUGAAGCCAGCACAAUUUCUGGUCAUUUGCAGCGCAUCACAGAGAGCCGGGAAAGGAACGAUUUCGCUUCGGUCCAUCAGAUUGCUGCUGUCAUCCAAGGAAAUGCACGUCGAUUCUCUGAAAAGCUGAACAGGCUCAGGCCGUUGCUUGAAGAGCUUGUGCAGAAAGCCAAGGAGUUGGAGAAAGAGUUUCAGCAAGGCGCCCAGCAGGCUGAGAUGGACGGUCGCAAUUUGUCGACCCGCAUGACCUGGGCGAACGGAAUUUUCGAAUGGAUGGACGAGAUCGAAGGAAGUGCAGGCAAAGCUGUGGUUGCCAUUGCUGGCGGCUGUUGUGUGACCUGGCUCGGGGCGCUUGUUUUGGCAGGUAUUUUCAGCGGGCUGGGCCAGCUGGUCUUGGCCCUCGGGGGCAUAGCAGGUGGUGCCUGUCUCCUUGGCUUCCUCGGGAUCGGAGUUGGCUGCGCUACUAAUUCGGCAGAACUCGUCAGACAUUCAGCCGUUCCAGCUUUUGGUGGUUUAAUGGUGGCACCGGGCUUGAGCGCAAUCGCAAACGGAUUGGCUACAAUGGCAGCUACGAUACUGGUAGCAGUGCCGGCUUUGCAAAUCUCCGUGAUUGCAAGCACCAUAGGUUUGGCUCUGUUCCUGGUAGGUGCUGUCGGGAGACGUGCUCUCCAGAGCUUGCUCGCAAGCCUUUGGCACGCUGAGCUAUCUGAGCAUGAGACAACACAAGCAGCCUUUCAACAGAUGGCAGAUCAUUUACGAGCAAUCACAGAGCUCAGCACAGUCGACGCAAAGGUGGCUGCUGUCGCAGAUGCGUUGGAAGUCCUGGAAAUCACGGCUGAAGAGUUGGCAACGCAAGCGCAGGAUGCCCAAGGAAUGUUCCCUGCAGCAGGACCAGGAGCAGAGAGAGCACUUGCCGACAUGCGCACACGCAUGGACGAACUGGAAGAUCAACUUCGCAGUGGGUCUAGCUCCCUGUUGCCACGCGUGACAGAACUCACCUCACACCUGAUGAAUUCGGAAGCUCUGCCUGACGGUGAGGCUGCACGAAUUACCAUGCAGAGCUAG